GCGGCUAUGCCCUGGGCGACUCUAGGAAACUUCAAAAAAGUUGUCCAUAACUUUUGAUUUCAAUCUGGGUUUCGUUUUCUUGAAAAAAGUUUAAUUUUCGGGACAAGAUCAUCUGCCUAUUCAGUUGGGAAAUUUCAGGAACAGAAACAAUCAUAUUGGACUCAGCCUGAAGCCCUGUCACCGCAACAAAAUGAGUUUUCCUAAUCCUCCUCCACCAGUACCGCCAUUGCCACCACCACAGCCACCACUUCCUGCCUAUACGCAGGUGCCCUUUUCAGAUGGUGAUGUUGGUGGGUUUUGGCCAGGACUUCCAUUGGAAUACCCUGGCUUUCCAGCUGGCUUUCCAGUAAACCACGAAGAUCUUGAUCUAUAUGAGCGUUUUGAGCAUGCACCUCCUCCCAAGCGACCGAGGAACUCAGAUUAUAAUAAUGCAGUUUCUGAACCAUUCUCAACACUGAUUAAUCCUCGGAUGAACCCUUCAAAUCCUCUGGGAAGUAAAGGAACAAGCCAUAUCUUUUAUAAGACUCGCAUGUGUGCAAAGUUCUCGUUUGGAAGUUGCAAGAAUGGGGAAAAAUGCACUUAUGCACAUGGGAUUGAAGAUAUGAGAGAACCCCCACCAAAUUGGCAAGAAUUUCUUGCUGAAAAAGAUGGAGCGGCUAGGACCUGGACUGAUGAUCAGAGACUAAUCCACAAGAUGAAACUUUGCAAGAAGUUUUACAAUGGUGAAGAGUGUCCGUAUGGGGAAAAGUGCAACUUUCUUCACGAACGUCGUAUACCUAGUUUUAGUUCUCUUGAUGAACGCCCAAGGUCCAAGACUGAUAUGCCAAUGCAGAGGGAGAGUUCUGUAAUAAGCAUUGGAACCAGAGGAUCGUCAAUUGGGAAUCCAAGCGAUUAUGAUCAGCCAGAAGUCAGCAGGCCUGUUGAUCCAAACAUGGAUGCCUUAAGACCUAAAACUUCUUCUUGGAAAACAAAGUUAUGUAGCAAAUGGGAGAUAACAGGUCGCUGCCCCUUUGGAGAAAGAUGUCAUUUCGCCCACGGGCAGUCCGAACUAAAUGUAUCAACUGCCCAAGUUGAUGUUGAAGUGACGGUGAAUUCUAGUCCUUUUCAAACAAAGCCGGUUGCUAUUCCCGUAUUAGACUCAUCCGCUGCUAAUUUAGAGGUUGGUGCUCCUGUACCAGAAGUGAUGCAGGAUAAGAACUUUUCAUGGUGGAGACCGAAAAAGAAGAUGAACAAAAUUUAUGCUGAUUGGCUUGAUGAUCAAACUCCACCUCAUGGCUCUCCCAAUGAAGUCGAGGAUCGGUAAAUCUUUGGCAUUCGAGCUGCCAAAAUUGAAGUUCGAAAGUUCAACUGCAGUUGAAGCUUUAAAUAAUAUUUACCGGACAAUCGACCGGGGUGGUAAAAUCUAUAGUAUACCAUUUUCUUCUCUUUAUACCUUAACCUUAUGGGAUGAUGACAAUAGUUGAUGAUCCCCAUUGGCAUUACUCUGCCCUUCACCAGAAAGAUCAGUUUUGUAUCUAGAAGAGAAUUCCGUUGUCUGUAGCUGA
This is a messenger RNA of Coffea eugenioides, 1544 nucleotides long. RefSeq names its product zinc finger CCCH domain-containing protein 39. The record is from RefSeq and is a predicted model, not a curated record. Lineage: Eukaryota; Viridiplantae; Streptophyta; Magnoliopsida; Gentianales; Rubiaceae. The transcript has 3 exons. Bases 191 to 1303 code for a protein of 370 amino acids. Gene Ontology annotation, molecular function: metal ion binding; mRNA binding.